This is a messenger RNA of Symbiodinium pilosum, 819 nucleotides long. Lineage: Eukaryota; Dinophyceae; Suessiales; Symbiodiniaceae. The record is from the annotation of a GenBank genome assembly.
AUGGGUGCCGGGUCAUCCUCAUGGGAUCCGUUUUCUCUUUGCUCUGGUCCAGCAGCCCCGAACAGCCAUGUCAGCAAUCAAGUUGUUCAUCCGCAUGCGCACGAAUUUAUUGCAGAAGCUGACGAGGUUGAGGAGGCCAUGAUGCAGGAGGCCAUGUGCCAAAGCCUCCUCGCAAAUGAGCCCGAACAUGAAGACUUGAAAGCUGCUCUGAGCCAGAGUCUGCGGCCAAGCCCUCCGCCAGACCCUGGCCAUACAGAGGAGUCAUUACGAUUACAAGCGCUGCUCGAUGUCUUAGGCAUGAAGCGGCUAGAUGUCGGCUCCACAAAUCACAGCGAAGAGGGAACCCUUUUGAGCAAUCAGUGCUUCUACCUUGCAAUAGCCCGCAGCUGGCUUGCUUCCGUCGACAAUGGAAGCGGUAUGCUAGUCAGGGAUUCUGCCCUGCAGCUGAAGCGCGAGAUUGAGGCAUCUGUUUUUUGCGUGCGAGGAGAUGUGGGGGAGCUUGGGGAUGAGGCCGAAGCAUAUACAGAUUAUUUGUCUUGUGUGGUACAAGGGCAGAGCCCAGCCUCUGCCUCGGCGAUUACAGACUUGGCCAUCGCAAUCUUUGCAUCAAGCUUGGGUGGGAUAGAAGCCUACCAGGGAAAAGGCUACGGGGCCCUUCCUCGUGCACAGCAAGUUUCAAACUUGGCACUUGUUUGGCAUCGUCCUGGUCACUUCGAAGCUGUCGUGGCUGCGGACGGAGGCAAGAUGGACAUCAACCUGCAGGAGCUGAUUGACCUAGCCGAGAGUCAGAAUGUUGUUGCAGCAGUGGUCAAAGCAUGA